CUAUCAAUCCAAAUCUGUUUCAUUUAUAUAGUAGGAAGCAGAACAAAAGGCGAGCAGAUGAGACAAAGGAAGGGCAGGUAAGCAAGCGCCAGCGAUUUCAUCUCUUCUCAAUUCUCUCCCGCGAAAGAUUUCCAUUGACAAAGAAAUUCCUGUCUCGCAUCACCAUCACCAUGGAUCCCAAGCCUUCACCAACUCCACAAAAUUCCAAUCAAACCCCUAACAAACCGAGACAAAGAGACUUUUUGAAUCAUUUAGAGAUUUACCUUGCAAAACGAGAUGGGGUUGACAAGCUCCUCAAGAUGUCACGUUACGCAACCAAGAUCAUCUUAGCUUCAUCCCUCCUCCCGGAAACCUUAAUCUUAACGAAACGACUAAAGAGUUUCGAGUCAAGUGUUGGCCUCAGUCGCAAGGCAUUUCGACUUGGGAAAUUUGUUCAAGAUGUCAACGCAUUGAGGGACUCUCCUUUUGAUACAAAACAAGAAACCAUACUCUCAAUCAUUGCAUAUGGAGGUGAGGGUUUGUAUUAUUUUGUUGAGCAGUUUGUUUGGUUGGCUAAAUCGGGUUUGAUUGAUAGCAAACACUCCAAAAGUUUAGGAAAAGUUAGUGCGUGGGCGGAGUUUGUUGGGUAUAUUGGGAGUAUUUCUUUGAAAUUUAGAGAUUUGAAGAAAUUGAGUGAAGACGAGGUGUGUCUGGAAUCGAGCAUUGGAGUUACUAUUACGAGAGGAGUUGGGUGUCAAGAGGGAGAGAGGAGAUUGUGGAAGCUGAGAGAGAAGAAGUUGAUGAAGAAAUUAUCUAUUGUGCAGGAUUUUGCUGAUGGGUUAAUGGCCUUGGCUGAUAUCCGUGACGGCAGAGGGCGAUUUUCAGGGCCGCUUUUGAUGUCUUGUGCAGGGCUUUUAUCUGCUCUGAUUAGUACUCGUAAGAAUUGGGUCUCUUGCUGAGAUUGACAAUUGCCGCGGAAGCCCUCAGGUACCUCUCUUCUAUUCAACUGUUAUUCCGGCCAAAGUGAUAAACAACUGGUAGCAAUUGCAAUAGCAUCUGCUCCCCUCUAAGGGUGAUGGCCGGAAAUUGUUCAAACCGAAUGUCACAACAUCAAAUUUCAUUUCAAUAUCUAAAGGCGGUGUAAAGUUUGCCAAUUAUUUGUCAACAAAUUUAACAGAUAAAGUAUGCACCCAUCGAAGAUUUAUCAAAAGAAACGAACCCUGAGCAGAAGAAACAGAAGAAGAGAGAAGAAAAACAAAGCAAAAUCCCGUCACACAAGUUCUAGUACUAGGAAACCAUUCGUUAAGGUUGUCUUAAAAAAAAUGAGAAAUAUAAAAGUAUUUUGUGGAGUCAUUGCAUCCUUCACAAGUUCAAAAAGGAGAAGGGAACAACUGGCAGAUAUAAGAAGCCAUGAGAGAUUUCAAUGCCUGGCAUCGAAAUCAGGUGCUCCUGCUAGACUCUGAAAAGUUUCAGCCCACCUGAGUUCGACCCAUACGAUUAUUGCAGAGAAUUUUUCUUGGACAUAUAUCUCUGGCUUCCCACUGUAAUCAACUCAAUGGCAAGUCUUUAUCCUUUUCGUUU
Populus nigra (black poplar) is the source of this 1560-nucleotide messenger RNA. Its product is annotated as peroxisomal membrane protein 11A-like. Lineage: Eukaryota; Viridiplantae; Streptophyta; Magnoliopsida; Malpighiales; Salicaceae. Gene Ontology annotation, cellular component: peroxisomal membrane. Gene Ontology annotation, biological process: regulation of peroxisome size; peroxisome fission. The record is from RefSeq and is a predicted model, not a curated record. The transcript is spliced from 2 exons. The coding region runs from base 171 to 938 and encodes 255 amino acids.